AUGGCCUCGGGAGCAGAGUUCCGGCAGGAUAUGCCUCCAAAAGGAGGCUAUCGAGCCUUCAACUUCCAUCGCACAUUCCCGAAACUCGUCUGGAGUCCUGGAGCCGUCGUCGCCACCAUCUUCGGAGCUACCGCUUACGGAGUGUACGCCGCACUUGAAGGAAAGAAAGCUGAUAUCACUGAAAAAUUCGAAGAUGUCGAUAUCAACAACGCCAUGCAACCUUUUCUGACUGCCGAGCGUGAUAGAUAUUGGCUUAAAUUGAUGGCCAAAAAUCGUGCCCUCGAGGAGGAAAUCAUGAAAGAUGUUCCAGGAUGGAAAGUUGGAACCUGGUAUGGAGAGCCAGUGUUCUUCACCCUUGGAGACAAGUGGUGGGAUCCAUCAGCAACUGAGGUCUUCGCGCACUCGUGGGGAUCCGUCGAAGCCCGUGAUCACCUCUGGCGCCAACACUCCGAGUACGCUGGUCCGAAAUUCUACGAUAACUGGUUCCCACAAUGGAUGUCCAAGUGGUUCUGGUAG
Molecule: messenger RNA, 516 nt
Organism: Caenorhabditis briggsae
Lineage: Eukaryota; Metazoa; Nematoda; Chromadorea; Rhabditida; Rhabditidae
Exons: 4
Coding region: 1-516 (171 amino acids)
Source: RefSeq, a predicted model, not a curated record